This is a messenger RNA of Staurois parvus, 319 nucleotides long. NCBI's taxonomy places the organism in Eukaryota, Metazoa, Chordata, Amphibia, Anura, Ranidae. The record is from the annotation of a GenBank genome assembly.
UGUGAGAUCUGUGAUUGGUCACAGCUUGUCACAUGGUACAAAGCUGUUGUGAAUAGCCUUUUACCAUAUUUCACACGUAGUAAGCAAUGAUGUCAGAAGUGACAUCUUGUUUACUACUAUUCAUGUGAUCACUGAUUGGCCAAUCAGUGAUCACAUGUAUCGGGACCUCACACAGAGGUCCCGUACAACGAUCGGUGCUGCGCUCUCCCAGGAAGCGCGCACAGGCAAUCAAUGCGGGGUGAUGUUUAGAAACGUCAACCUGCUCCAGCUGCACUUCCGUCCAGCCGUUUAUCUACAUGGGUCGGAUGGGAAGCGGUUA